CACCGUCAGUCAUCUGACAAAACUUCAAAUUUCAAAACAUAUUAUUGUCAAAUCCUUAUACAUGAUAAUAUUCUAUUUAUUUUAAACAAUAAGAAUUUAGAUCAGUGUAUAAUUUUAAACCAUAUAAAAUGCGUCGUCGCGCGGGUGUGGGUGCUAUUCAAAAACAGAGACUGGAACAAGAAAAGUACAGAGAAAAGGGCUCUGAAAUCCAAGAGAAUCAAUUUCAACAAAUGUCAAAACAAUUAGAGGUUUUUAGGGAAAAUCUCGAGGAAUUCGCUACUAAACAUAAGAGUGAAAUAAAAAAGAAUGCUCAGUUUAGAAGACAGUUCCAAGAAAUGUGCGCUGCGAUUGGAGUUGAUCCUUUGGCUUCGGGAAAAGGAUUUUGGUCAGUUUUAGGUAUCGGAGAUUUCUACUAUGAGUUGGGGGUGCAAAUUGUAGAAGUGUGCUUAGCUACAAAUUACAAAAAUGGUGGUCUCAUAAUAUUAGAAGAAUUGAGGACUCGGCUUAUAGCAGCUAGAGGAAAAGCAAAAAAGCAUCAGGACAUUACCAAUGAGGAUUUAUUGGCUGCUGUUAAGAAACUUAGAAUAUUUGGAAAUGGGUUUACAGUAGUGCCAAUUGGUAAAGGGAAAUGGCUGGUCCAGUCAGUACCAGGAGAGUUGAACUUAGAUCAGACACUAGUACUCCAAAAGGCUAGCACAUUAGGCACUGCCUGGGUAUCUACAAGCAUUCUUACUGGUGAUCUAGGGUGGAAUGAGACAAGAGCCCAAAAUGCACUCAACCAUAUGGUCAAAGAAGGUCUCGCUUGGAUAGACACUCAAGAUGCAAAAGAAACUCUUUACUGGUUCCCCAGCAUGUUUGCUGAAUGUGUGUCUGCUUCGUGAGGUGAU
Molecule: messenger RNA, 887 nt
Organism: Vanessa tameamea
Lineage: Eukaryota; Metazoa; Arthropoda; Insecta; Lepidoptera; Nymphalidae
Gene: lsn
Product: larsen
Exons: 4
Coding region: 129-881 (250 amino acids)
Biological process (GO): protein transport to vacuole involved in ubiquitin-dependent protein catabolic process via the multivesicular body sorting pathway
Cellular component (GO): ESCRT II complex
Source: RefSeq, a predicted model, not a curated record